AGUUUAACUCUGGAAAAGUUUAUUCUUAUAUUUUACAACAAUUGAAUUUUCUCGAGUAUAAUAUGGCUAUUAUAAAAAUACAAAUGGCUAUCAAUCAAUUAAAGGCGUUUGUUGAUACUGAUAUUGAGACAGUACGUCAGAAGAUGCUUAACAGAUCUAUUACUAGUAACUACUUAACUGAUGAAGAAGAAGAGCUAAUCAAGACUAUUUCAGAACAAAUAGUCAGUUCAUCUUUGGAUAUUUUGGGGGAUGAUGAUCUUGACGAGCGAGAGUACAAGAUUCAGUAUUUAUUUGAGUUAAAAGAGCGUAAAAAAGAAAAGUUUAAUAUCAGCGAUUGGAAAGCAACAAAUUAUAAUUUGUUAGCUAAAGACGAACAACUCUAUUUUCACAUUUUAGAAAAACAAUAA
Molecule: messenger RNA, 407 nt
Organism: Dentiscutata heterogama
Lineage: Eukaryota; Fungi; Glomeromycota; Glomeromycetes; Diversisporales; Gigasporaceae
Source: the annotation of a GenBank genome assembly